Musa acuminata AAA Group (dessert banana) is the source of this 3426-nucleotide messenger RNA. Its product is annotated as putative disease resistance protein RGA3. Gene Ontology annotation, molecular function: protein binding; ADP binding. Gene Ontology annotation, biological process: defense response to other organism. The transcript has a single exon. The coding region runs from base 80 to 3349 and encodes 1089 amino acids. NCBI's taxonomy places the organism in Eukaryota, Viridiplantae, Streptophyta, Magnoliopsida, Zingiberales, Musaceae. The record is from RefSeq and is a predicted model, not a curated record.
UGUUUGGAGACGUUGUGCUCUGCGCCACUCGAAACACAUCCAAUUUCUAAGUGUCUAGACUUCAUCUUGGUGUCGAGCAAUGGCAAUGAUCCUCAAUUUCCUUGUCACGAGAUAUAUCGGAGAAAUCGCAGACUUCGUUGAGAGAGAGGUAUGCGAGGUUCUCGGCGUGAAGAAGGAGAUCGAAACGCUCCACCGGAGGCUGGAAACCAUCAAAGGUUAUCUUCAAGAUGCAGAUCGGAAGAGGCAUGACAGUGCCGCCAUCGAUGCCUGGGUGAGGAAGCUGAAAGAUGUCAUGUACGACGCCGACGACGUUAUGGAUCUCUGCAUGAUGGAAGGUGGAAGAUUGUUGGAGGCUCCGCGAUCCGCCUCCGCAGUAAGCUCUCCUCUCCGCUUUGUUUCUUCCUGCUUUCGGUGCGCCAAAUACCGCCAUGAAAUCGCAGGCAGAAUCAGAGCACUUGACGAUCGGCUGAAGAAGAUGGCAGAGGAUAACUCCAUAAUAUCUACACUGCAGCUCACAAUCCAAGUACCCCAAAUCUACGAAACAGUCUCACACGCGACAUCUCACUUGGAAGUCAAGGGGGACAUUGUCGGGGCACAAAUCGAGAUUGCCGCAGAGAAUCUCAUCGGUCGCAUACUCGAGGAAGACCAACAAAAGUGUCGUGUUUUUGGGAUUGUUGGGAUGGGUGGAAUCGGUAAGACCACUCUGGCACGUAAAAUCUUCAACGAUGAAAGGAUCAAAGAUAACUUUCCCAUCAGAAAAUGGUUGUACGUCCCCAAAAAUUAUUCCGACACCGAUCUGCUCAAGGAGCUAAUUAGGUGUGUAGCAGAAAGAUCCGAAGGAGGUGAACCUAAAGCCGAAACCUUUAAGGGGAAAAGUAGAGCAGAGUUGGAACCAAAACUCGCAUCUCUUCUCACGAGCAAUUUCUUUCUCGUAUUGGAUGAUGUAUGGAGUGCAAAUGUUUGGACAGAUUUGCUCAGGAGACCAAUAAUUACAGGAGAAGCUAGCAGUACGAUCUUAGUCACCACGAGAACAGUGAACGUGGCAAAAAUCAUCAAGUGCAGAUACACCCACCCGGUGGAGAAAAUGGAUGAAGAGAGUGGAUGGAAAUUGCUUCGAAAGAUAGUGUUUGAAGCUGGGGAGGAGGCCGAGAUCGCUGGGUUGGAAGAUACAGGUACCAGAAUAGUCGAAAUGUGCGACGGCCUUCCUCUUGCAAUCAAGGCCAUGGGAGGUGUUCUGAUUCCCAAAGAAAAAACCAAAGCAGAGUGGGAAAACGUCCUCCGAAGUGAUGCAUGGAGCAUGAACAGAACUGACAAAGAAUUACCGAGGGCUUUGCACUUGAGCUACGAGGACUUACCACCUCAUCUGAAACAAUGCUUUCUCUACUGCUCUCUGUACCCUGAGAAAAGCGACCUGUACUACAAGGAAAUUGUUCGGCUUUGGGUAGCCGAAGGCCUUAUUCUAAAACAAGGAGAUCGGUUGGUGGAAGACAUAGCCGAGGAGUACUAUCGGGAACUGGUUUGCAGGAGCCUUCUGCAAGUGAAUCCAUCUUACGCAGAUCACAGUUACUUCUCGAUGCAUGAUCUUUACCGGACUCUCGGUGCAAAUUUGAUGCAAGAAGAAGGCAUUUCUAUCGUUCAUGGUCGAACGUUCACCACAAACACCAACACGAAGAUUCGAAGGUUGUCGGUGUCCAAAAUGGGGCGUAGAUUAGAGCUGCCUGAUGAAGUUAUGAGACACAAGUGUUUGAGGACUUUAAUUCUUGCGGACUCCUUCAACACCCAGACGAUCGAGGAGAAUUUGCUCAGAAGUCUACCACAUCUGCGAGUGUUGGAUCUGACUAAUACAUCAAUCGAGGGAAUUCCAGAUUUCAUCGGGGAUCUGUUGCAUCUGAGAUACCUGAAUCUUAAUGGAACAAGCGUACAAGAGAUACCGGAAUCCAUAGGCCGCCUUGCGAACCUCCAAACUUUGAAUGUCUCUGAGUGCGAAAGCUUGCGCAAGCUUCCCAUGGCCAUCACCAGGCUGCACAAUCUGAGGUGUCUUCAUAUGGAGCAAACUCCACUGACUCACAUACCGAAAGGGAUCAGGAAGCUAGACAAAGUUAACAACCUUCAAGGAUUCGUCGUCGGCCAUGAGGACCCGACGAAGCCGGGACAGGGGUGUGCCUUGGAGGAGCUGCAGUCUCUUUGCAAGCUAAGCUGUCUGAGCAUAUCCAGUCUGGAGAGGGCGGUAGCGGGCGCAUCCGUGCUUGCGGAGAAACCUUUUCUUAAGGAGCUAACUUUAGGUUGGACGCCGCCGGCAGGCGGGGAAGAUGAAGACGAGGACGACGGAGAUGCGGAUGAUGGUGAGGACAGAGAAGACGAGGAGGACAAAGGAGAUAACACCCGGGUCGAAGGAGCAACAUGGAGCGAGGACCAAAUCCAGGGAGCCGAGAAGAUAUGCAAUGAACUCUCUCCUCCAUCGAGUCUACAAGAUCUUGCCUUGGAACAAUUCCCUGGUCGGCAAUUCCCGAGCUGGAUGAUGUCAACCUCACUCGGCGAAUUGUUCCCUGACCUGUUGUUCUUGGAGCUCUCCGACUUCCCGUCGUGCAUGGAGCUGCCCCCCCUAGGCACGUUGCCCAAGCUGAAGUUUCUCAAUAUAAGCGGGGCGAAAGCCCUCAAAACAAUCGGGCCCGAGUUCGUCGGUCACAGCUCGCUGGCGUUUCCCAAACUCGAGACCUUGCAAUUCAUCAACAUGCCUAAAUGGGAAGAAUGGUCAUUAGGCUGGGCGGAGGAAGCCGGCAAUGGAACGCAGCUGAAGCUGCUUCCCAAUUUGAAGAAUUGUCUCCUCAAGGACUGCCCGAAGCUGAAAGCUCUCCCACAAGGCCUGUCCUAUGCUACCAACCUCAAGGGGCUGUCCCUGCGGCAAACUUACGAGCUGAGAGAGAUCACCAAUCUCCCCUUGGCUGACAAGCUCGAGGUCACAAAUAACAUGAUGCUGAGUAGAAUAUCCGACCUCUCCGCGGUGAAGUACCUGAAAUUGUACUACGACUGCCCGAGUCUGGAGAACGUCGAGAACCUCCACUCACUGCGCCACCUGUUCGUGAAAUGUCCACCGACGAUGACGCACCUUCCGCCCUGGUUGUCGGGCCUUGUCGAUGAGCGGCAAAGCGCUCCGGCGGCUCAGUGGAGCUUCCGCAAGUUCGAGUUGCAAUGCAAUUUAGUGCUGCUGAAGAGCUGCCUCAGGGGCCACCAGAAUUGGCAUAUCAUUCAGCGGAUUCCAAAUGUCAAGAUCCAAACAUUUUCUGGGAAUGAAUACAUACGGUAUGUCAAGGAUACGGACAUGUACGAUACUAAUGUGUUGCAAUCUUAAUUAAUCUUUUUGAUUAUUGCAUGUACAAUGAUGGAAGAAAUUGUGCACCAAUGUGAAAUCCAAUUACUUAUGAGGAA